UACCUUAAAAUUUCGUGUGUGCACACAAUCGAAAAGUUAUACUACCAUAUACAAGUGUGUUUAAAAAAAGUGAAAAAAUAAAAUAAACAAAUACAAAAUGUCGGAUACCGCUGUUGUUGAAAAUACUGCCUCUCCUGUUGCUGCCGCUCCAGCUGCUGAGAAAAAGGCUAAAAAAACUACUACUCCCAAGGCAAAGAAACCAUCUACUGUGCCAUCUCAUCCUCCAACUCAACAAAUGGUUGAUGCUGCUAUUAAAACUUUAAAGGAACGUGGUGGUUCAUCUCUUUCUGCUAUUAAAAAAUAUAUUGCCAGUACUUAUAAGGUAGAUGCUCAAAAAUUAUCGCCUUUCAUAAAGAAAUAUUUGAAAAGUGCCGUUGAUAGUGGAAAAUUAAUUCAACCAAAAGGUAAGGGUGCUGCUGGUUCAUUCAAAUUGUCAGCAGCUGCCUCCAAAGAGCCAAAAGAAAAGAAGAAACCCGCCGCUGAAAAGAAAAAGGUAGCUGCUGCUAGUGAAAAAAAGAAGAAAACAGCAGUCGCUACUAAAAAGAAACUCGCUGCUGCGCCUGCAAAGAAACCAUCUGCAGCCAAAAAGACUGCUGAAAAGAAAAAUACAGAAAAAUCCAAGGCAAAAACUGCUAAAAAGACAGGUACAGUUAAAGCAAAACCCGCCAAAAAGGCACCAGCAACUAAAACAAAAGCGCCCAAAGCAAAAACCGCAGCUGCAGCCAAACCCAAAAAAGCAACAUCGCCAGCAAAGAAACCAGCUGCCAAAAAGGCCGCAGUCAAAAAGUAAAUCUAAUUUAUUUUUAAUAUUGCAAAAAGUACUAUUAUCUAAAACAGCCCUUUUCAGGGCUACAAA
This is a messenger RNA of Lucilia sericata (common green bottle fly), 856 nucleotides long. Its product is annotated as histone H1-like. The record is from RefSeq and is a predicted model, not a curated record. Bases 98 to 790 code for a protein of 230 amino acids. The transcript is spliced from 2 exons. Gene Ontology annotation, molecular function: double-stranded DNA binding; nucleosomal DNA binding; structural constituent of chromatin. Gene Ontology annotation, cellular component: nucleus; nucleosome. Gene Ontology annotation, biological process: negative regulation of DNA recombination; nucleosome assembly; chromosome condensation. NCBI's taxonomy places the organism in Eukaryota, Metazoa, Arthropoda, Insecta, Diptera, Calliphoridae.